This is a messenger RNA of Geodia barretti, 3276 nucleotides long. The record is from the annotation of a GenBank genome assembly. Lineage: Eukaryota; Metazoa; Porifera; Demospongiae; Tetractinellida; Geodiidae.
CUGGUUACGUCUAUUCAUGCUGGAAGUGACGGAGGAAAGGUGAAGGAAUUUGACAGUGCUGUGGACGAAAUCAUCAGCCUUGGACAGGAAGACACCACUUGUGCAGCCCUAACAGAAGCCUCCCAAGUGCCAAUAGUAAUUGCAUUACGUGGUGUGCCUGGAAGUGGGAAGUCAUUCCUGACGACCCACUGCUCAGAAUACCUCACUGAUUCAGCAAGUGUAGCCAUCUGUAGUGCUGACUUUUACUUUAUGAAGGGUGGCGAUUACAAAUAUUCAACAAAGCUCCUACCAAUGGCCCAUACCUACUGCCUAGAUCUUUUCCUCCGAGCACUAGCUGAGGGGAAACAACUCAUAGUUGUUGAUAACACCCACUCGAGAAAGUGGGAGUACGAGAUAUACAGUUAUAUCUCGUCAAUUCUUGGCUGUAGAUACCACGUCCUUGAAAUUCCAUGUCCCUCACAGAAGACACUCGAAAGCUAUCGAUCUAGAAACCAGCAUAAAAUUGACGAGAAAACGGCACUGAAUAUUUUCAAGCGAUGGGAAGUGGACGAAACAACUUUACUUGUGCCGCCAUCUCUGGCAUACCCACGAAUGAUUUCCAACACUCCGCCAGUCUACUCGCUGGUAUCUCUGUGUUCCCCAGAUGCACUGGACAGCUCUGAAGCUCUUGCCCAGUCUACCACCCUCAAAGCUGUGUACACAGCAGUCUUCUUGACCCCAGAGUCCCAAUGGAGGCUGGUUUCAGCAGUAGCUCCCACUCAUCCGAGGAUUAGUGCCGACCAUGUCACUCUGGUCUUUGAACCGAGCAAAGAGUCCUGUCUGAAUGCCAACAUUGGUAGCAGAGUCUCACUCUGUGUAACAGGUACUGCUGACAAUGGCCAGGUGCAAGUAGCUGCAGUUGAGUUGCCCCGAGGCCUGACAUGCCAGAAUGCGGUGCCUCACAUAACAGUCUCUGCCGGAGAGAAUGUACCUUUUAAAGCAGCAAAUGAGUUACUAGAGCGGCAGAGUCCUAAGCCAGUUUAUCAAAACACUGAGCUUGAAGGAAUUAUUGGUAUUGCAGUUCGUGAGAAAAAUGUAUUUGAUGAACCCACUGAAUGUAAUUCUGAACCUUCAGCAAAAGCUCUUUCCGAGGAAGAACAUUAUACUGCCCAGCAAAUCUUCACUAUAAAGUCAGGAAUGUUAUUUAGAGGUCAGAUUGUACCAAAACUGGCUGCCGCUGCUGACGAUACUGAUAUAGACACGGUGGAAAUUUGCACUGGGGAGCAAAAAGCCACACGGCUCUACCUCUUUGACUUUGAUGACACCCUGUUUUCCACUCCCGAUGCACGCACAGGGCGCCAGCUGUACGAAAAUUUCACUGGGAGGAAAUGGAAGCGAAAGGGAUGGUUCACUUGGCCCGAGUCACUCCUGCCACCGUUGAGAGCAGCCCCCGGACCAGUGCUAGCGUCUUUCCGAGACCACAUUGGCCAGGCCGGCAGCAUCACUGCUAUUCUGACUGGUAGGAAUGAGCGCACAAAGCCUGGAGUCGACCAUGUUCUCGAGUGCUAUGGGGUUUAUCCAGAGAAAUUGAUCAUGAAACCAGAUGAUACUGACGAAGACACCCCUGUUUUUAAGGCCCGUUUUGUCCAGCAACUUUUGAAUGAGCGUCCCAACAUCACGUUGGUGAAAUUUUGGGACGACAAUACACGGAACCUUGCAGCCAUUCACCGCCUUUCUUUGUCUUCAGCUUUCAAACAUAUCCAAUUUGAUAUUGUCGAUGCAACCAAGAUGAUCCAGACUGCUGCUACCAAGCAGGGAAAGAAGGUUAAGGUCCAAGCACAAUAUUCUAAGAAGAUUUUAGGGGUUGACUCAUACCCGUCUACACUAGAGUCCUACCUUGCCUCCUGCGGCUACCUUUCUAGCCCGGCCUACAAAUCUUCUGCCGAUUGCGGAAUUCGUUUUAUCGCCGAGCAGUUUUCCAAGCUAGUAGGGUACACUGGAAAUCCAGUUCACCUUGUGUACCCAUUCGGUUCGUUUCCUCUUGGGAGGAGGGGUGACGUGGACUUGUGCCUGCUCUGUCCCCCUCAUCUCACACCAGCUGAUGCUCUUGAGCAACUGUCGAGGGCACUCGGUGAAUGCGGUAUCACCUACCUUCACAAAGGCUACAGCACUCGUUGCCCACGGCUCAAACUCAUGCUCAAGUUUACCGCUGCCCCUCCUAUAGACUACGGCAUUGUGUUUGCCAGCAUUAGUGACCCCGCCCAUUUUGAAUCUCCACAAACCUUACAAUUGCCUGCACCAAAGGUCCUGUCCAAGAUUAGACCUGAGGGUAUUAAUGAGGUCAUGCCAGUGUCUCGAUUCGGUGGUGUGGUGGAAAUGACGGUGCAGAUGCUGAUAGCUCAAAGACAGAAGGGAAAUGCUUAUCACUGCAUUCGAACCUUUCACAUAGUGAAGCUUUUGGCCACAUUCAUUGAAUUGCACAGAGACACAUUGGCCGAGAAGAACAGCGACAUGAUUUUCAAAGAGUUUGCUGUGUACGUUACCAAAUUACCAGACGAAACGUGGAAGAAGUUAUUUGGUGAGUUCGUUCCAUAUGAGUUCAUUCCAAAAGUGCAGAAAGUUUUCAAGAGAGCCACUGAGCUAAUGUCCUCCGAGCAAGGUGGGCUAUGUUACCAGGAGCUAAUGGAUAGGAGUGCCAUCUAUCCUCCCGAGGGUUAUACUCUAGUAGAGAUCAAGCUGUCGGGUAGUAACAAGAUUGCUCUGUGGAGGCUUCAUGCCAUUGUAGAAGCACGAUUUCCGUCAUAUGCCCGACAACUCAUAUCCCAGGGACUAGACAUCCUACCUGAUGGCAAUGUGGAAAACAAAACCAAAUUUGUGUUUGCCAUAAUGCACACAAAAGCCACCAAACAAACAUUGCAGCAAGUUCUGAGGCCGUUUUGGAACGAAAUAUCAAGGUUCAAGAGUGAAGAAGGGGUGAACAUAUCACUGACAUUUGGACGAACAGCAGAAAAUUCAAGCUCGAGUGAAAAAUCACACCAGGAACAACCAAAGGAAUCAAUCCCAGCCAUUAAAGAAUUGACAAAGUUUGUAUCUGACUCUACUCAGUUUGAAAUGAUGAUUUCCUGUUCGUUGACGUCCUAUGAGCGAAUGCUAGUUCACGAGAAAUGUGAGCAGCUGGAUCUGAACCAUUCCACCAUUGUAGUCCGAAAAGAGAAACACAUCCUUGUGAAAAAGAACUAACCCUUUUAUGUGCUAUUAGCUAUUAGCCUACUCUCACAAUUGCUUUUAAAAUGUCAA